UAGAAACUGAAACAUUGAACCUUUAACUUCUAUAUUUCUUUCUUUCUACUCCGAUCAACAAUCAAAACAUGAUAUCAUUUUGGACAAGAAGAAGAGCCGGCCAUCGUGCCGGUAAGCACGAGCUCUCCGGUGGCAAUCUCGACAUGGAGCUCACGAUUCCUACUCAUUUCCGAUGCCCCAUCUCUCUUGAUUUGAUGAAAGAUCCUGUUACGCUAACCACAGGCAUCACAUAUGAUCGAGAGAGCAUCGAAAAGUGGAUCGAAGCCGGUAACCACAAGUGUCCAGUCACAAAUCAGGUUCUGAGAAGCUUUGAUCAAAUACCAAAUCAUGCUAUACGAAAGAUGAUUCAAGAUUGGUGCGUGGAGAACAGAUCAAAUGGCGUUGAAAGGAUACCCACGCCUAUAAUUCCGGUGACCCAACACGAGGUUUUGGAGAUUGGUUCAAGAAUUAUGGUUGCAAGUCGAGUUGGGGAUGGGAAAAAGUGCCAAGAAUUGGUGGGAAAGAUGAAGAGACGGGCGAGAGAGAGCAAACGGAACAAGAAGUGCGUGGUGGACAAUGGAACUGGCUGUGUUUUAGCAGCCUCAUUUGAGUCUUUUGCUACUAUGUCAAUGGAGAAACAUGCUGGUUUGUUAAUGGAGAUCUUGUCAGCAUUGGUGUGGGUGUUUCCACUUGGUGCAGAAGGCCAAUCCAAGCUCAGUUCAGCCCCGUCUUUACGCUGCAUGGCAUGGUUCUUGAAUGGGGAAGAUCUCUCUGCAAGGCAAAAUGCAGUUAUAGUCCUAAAAGAGCUAUUCUCUUUGGAUCAGCAACAUGUUACCGCAUUCGCGGAGAUUGAUGGUGUCGUUGAAGCAUUGGUUAGGGUAAUUGAGGAGCCCAUUUGCCCUACAGCCACAAAAGCUUCCCUAAUGGCUAUAUACCACAUGAUUUCCCCAUCUGCAAUAAGUGAAAAAAUGGCAAGAAGGUUUGUGGAGUUGGGUUUGAUUUCCUUGAUUUUGGAAAUUCUUGUUGAUGCUGAAAGAGGCAUAAGUGAGAAGGCUCUAGGAGUUUUAGAGGGUUUAUGUGGUUGUGAUGAAGGGAGAGAAAAGGCUCGAAAUCACGGUCUGGCUGUGCCGGUGUUGGUUAAGAAGAUUUUACGAGUCUCAGAUAUGGCGACAGAGUUUUCCGUCUCUGCUCUCUGUAAGUUAUGCAAGACUGAAGAGGGUGUUAUUGUUGAGGCACUUCAAGUGGGUGCUUUUCAGAAGCUGUUGCUUGUGCUACAGGUGGGUUGUGGUGAGAGAACAAAGGAAAAGGCUACUGAGUUGUUGAAAUUGUUGAAUCAUUACAAAGAUAGGUUAUCAUGUUUUGAUUCAUCAAUGGAUUUCAAGUAUCUCAAAAGGUCAUAUUAAUUUGUAAUAUAUCAUUUUUUUUUUUUUUUUGUUAGGUCAGAGAAGAUGUACAAACACACAAAGUAUUAUGGAAUUACAGAGUUGUAAAAAGCUAUUCAUUCUUUCCACAAGCUUUAAUGAGUAUGCUAGAUUUUUGAGAAUUUAUCUAUGUUCUAACUGCUACAUGUUUAUCAAGAAGUGAUUUAUGGACAAGCACUUUCAUGGAAUAGCUUC
This is a messenger RNA of Cornus florida, 1595 nucleotides long. RefSeq names its product U-box domain-containing protein 21. Lineage: Eukaryota; Viridiplantae; Streptophyta; Magnoliopsida; Cornales; Cornaceae. The coding region runs from base 69 to 1382 and encodes 437 amino acids. The record is from RefSeq and is a predicted model, not a curated record. The transcript has a single exon. Gene Ontology annotation, biological process: protein ubiquitination. Gene Ontology annotation, molecular function: ubiquitin protein ligase activity.